Molecule: messenger RNA, 3267 nt
Organism: Vollenhovia emeryi
Lineage: Eukaryota; Metazoa; Arthropoda; Insecta; Hymenoptera; Formicidae
Exons: 9
Coding region: 667-1920 (417 amino acids)
Biological process (GO): detection of chemical stimulus involved in sensory perception of smell; sensory perception of smell
Cellular component (GO): plasma membrane
Molecular function (GO): odorant binding; olfactory receptor activity
Source: RefSeq, a predicted model, not a curated record
AUAGAUAAAUUUAGAAAUUUUUAGUUAUGAUUGAAAAACGUUUCGAAGGGGUGAAACCAUGGAAGAUAAGGUUUUGCCUUUUUUCUCGUAAACUCAGAAAAAUAUCGAACAAUGUUUUAUAUAAAGAUUUCACAGGGAAAUUGGAGAUUUUUUACUGCAAUGAGUUUUAAGUGUAUUUAUGCUACAGUGUAACCAAUAAGUUGCAUUAAUAGUUAUGAAAGCUUACUAAUUAAGCGUUUUGAUCCAAAAUGAAUCUUCGCGGUACUCGCAUGAUACACAAAUCACAGUUUCGAAUGAUAAUAAUCGCGUAACAAUCUUUCCAGUUAAUCUCGAAUGAUGUCAACACACAUUAUUUCAGUACGCAAAGAAAGUACCGUACUGUUCCGAGUCUCGAGUAGAAGUGAAGAGACGUCGGAAACGCGCGAAGGCGGUUUUGCAAUUGCGCUUGCGCCGAUCGAACGUAAAAGAGAGCCACGCGAAGUAAAAGAUAAUCGUUUUGUCACGCAAGUAAUAACGUUCACAUCUAGGAGUAACAGAUACAGUCACUAGCCAAAUAUAUGCCAAAGCUGUAAUUUGAGUGACUACAGUAAGCUAUUGUAAUUUUGCAACAGGUCAACACUUUAGUUUGAAUACGUAGAAAUAGUGAAUUAUUAUUUCCAAUCGAGCAUGGCAAAUCUAAGUGGUAACUCGUGGAAAGAAAUUCGACAUAAACGCGUUAUAUUUACACCUAAAUGGCAAAAUUGCCCAGUAAAUAAAUACUAUACAAUCAACCGAAUUUUGUUACUAUGCAUUGGCUUAUGGCCAUACCAAAAGUCUAGUCUCAGACAUAUCAUAAUAACAUUUACUACUAUAAUGCUGAUAUCAGGCGUCGCAUUUCAGUUAACGGCUUUCAUCACAAUGGAUUAUAAUGUAGAUAUUCUUCUACGAAUUCUCGCGUACAGCAUCCCAUGGCUAGGUUAUACAUUAAAAUAUAUUGUCUGCUUAUACAUAACACAGAUACGAGAUCUUAUGGAACGAGUACAAUGUGAUUGGAAUGGAUUAAACAACACGCAAGAAGUUGAAAUAAUAAAAGAAUAUUCUGCUGUCGGAAGAUUCAUUACAAUAAUUACAUCAUUGUUCAUGUAUACAUGUAUUUCUUGCUUCAUUCUGGUACUGUUUCUAUCAAACUUUCUUCUGAACGUCACAUCCAGUACAAAUGAAUCGCGUUUACGACAAUUUCCGGUCAUAAUAGAAUGUUUCGUAGAUCAUCAGAAAUAUUUUUUUCCAAUUUUAUUGCAACUAUGUGUUGUUGCUACAUGUGGUCUGACCACAGUGGUAGCCACAGAAACGAUUAAUAUGUCAUACGUACAUCAUGCGUGUGGUUUAUUUGAAGUAGCCAGCUGUCGCAUAGAACAAGCGCUGCACGAAAAUAUGGUACAAAGUAUUCCAUCUCCUAUCGAAAGAAGUUCGAUAAUAUAUCGAAGAAUAAUCGAUGGCUUCAAUAUGUAUAAAAGAGCCACCGAGUUUAUUGAAAUGUUAAAGGUGAUGUUUAAAUGGGCAUAUUCAGCACUGUUACCAUUAGGGGUACUAUCGCUGAGUAUUAAUUUGUAUCGGUUUUCUCGGUUGAUAUCGUCCAAAGAUUACAACGAGAUGAUCGUUAGUUUUAUGUUUAUCCUUGGUCAUUUUGGGUACAUGCUUUUUGGCAAUUAUUUAGGACAGCUAAUAAUUGAUCAUAGCGGCGAUGUAUUUUACAGAACAUAUAACGUGCAAUGGUACGUAGCCCCAUUAAGAGCGCAGAAGUUAUUAUUGCUCGUGAUGCAAAGGAGCAUGCGACAUUGCACAAUUAUCAUUGGUGGCUUAUUCACUCCGUCAUUAGAGGGAUUCGCUAUGCUUAUAAGUUCAUCAAUUUCAUACUUUGCGGUGAUUAUUUCUCUCUUUUGAUUAUCUCUCCACGUGAAAUGAAAGUUAAAGCUUCAAAUUCCACAACGCAAGUAGUAUAUUUAUACCAUGUGUUUUGCAUUUAAAAAUGUAUAUAUAUCUAUAUGUCAAGUAAUAAAAAAAGACUCAGAGUCUGAACAAAGUUGUAGUGUCCAAUAAAAUAAUUUUAAUUACAAAUGCAUAUAUACUUUUAUUCUAUUUAUACACACAUUUAUUAUAUGUAUAAAUAGAAUAAAAGAUGCAAUUAGCCUACUUUAAUCCGUAGUAUUUGUAUUAUUGUAAAAUAUAAUAAUAUACUUAAAAUGAAUAUAGAAGUAUAAUGUACGAGUAGUAUUAUUUUAACUUUUCGAUUGCUCUUUAGUAACAAUUAAUACAACUAUCGCUGCAUUUUUCAUUAUAUUGAAAAUAAUAGAUAUUACAAACUUAAAUAUUAUUACAAAGAUGAUUCUAGCAACAGAACACGAGCAUGAAAGCUUGCGUCGAAAAAAUUAUUAGAAUUGUAUAUGUAUGCUUAUUACUCUCAUCAAGACGUACGAGUAUCUUGCAUUUGCCAGAUGUCGUGAUAUCUGCUUGCAUUAUUGUUGUUAUCUUGAACCUAUACAUUGCAUCCACGCAAAAUCUAUCCAAAAUGAUAAUCUAUGUGAUUUUUACUGGAUCUAACGACGAUCAAAUAUUACGAAAUAAUAACUCCUUCGUUUUCUGGGUUAUUUUUGGUACCUGUCUUCCAAAACUGUUUGAGGUUGUAGACGAUUGAUCAUAGCGGCGAUCCUUCAUAAAACAUCACUUAACACGUUGAGCACCGAACAUAAUUCGCAUAAUUUUUCUGGCGACCCUAAAGUGAAAUUUUCACUAUUAGAUUUUCACAUUUUGAUACAAUAUUAUAUAAUAUAAUUUAAUUAUGCAAAAUUAUCAUGUGUAGUUUUAUAAUACAACAUUUAUUACUUUAGAAUGUUAUUUCAUCAUUAUUUAUAUUUUAGUCACAAAUUUAAAAUUACUAUUUUUUAUGAGCUUAAUGCAUUAAUGAGAUUGGUAGUAAAUUACUGUAAUAAUCGGCACUUGCACUUGCAACGUCGCCGCUACAAUUCUCGUUGACUAGCACAGCAUUCAACGCGUGUCAAUAUAUAAUAAACAAAAAUAAAUAUGCAUCAACGUUAAAGCUUUUAAUUACUGUCAGUAAAUGAUGGUUUUUUUAAUACGAAGCAUACAGCCCCAGUCACAUGUUGAAAUCGCAAUUGCUUGUAAAAACAUGUGCAACGUAGCAAGAUUGUGAGUGGUAGCUUGUUUGUUGCAUUCUAAGAAAAAUUUAUUAAGGAAAAGUCUCGACACUAAAUCAUGAAUCUUUUAUCAAUC